Molecule: messenger RNA, 3017 nt
Organism: Neolamprologus brichardi
Lineage: Eukaryota; Metazoa; Chordata; Actinopteri; Cichliformes; Cichlidae
Source: RefSeq, a predicted model, not a curated record
UAGUUGUGAUUCGUUUGUUUCAGUGUCAGUUUUAGUCUUUAUAACUAUAGUUGUAUGGAGGGCAUAUGCUGGAGGCAACAUUUAGUAUGAGUAUUACAAAAUAAUAGAAAGUCUGAGAGCAGUUGACCCACAGUACAGCGCCAAAGCGUCAUCAGGCAAGUUAUGAUGACAAACUUUAUAAACAAGUACUCAAACUAAAGAUAUUUUCUCUAUAGUUUUAUUCUGCUUUAGGGUUCCAAGUUCUAAAAAAAAAAGUUUCUAUUAUUUGUAUGUAUUUUUUAAUGUUUGGGUGCUAAAAUGUUUGGUCACGUUUAGUUUUAGUUAAUUCAUAUACAUACACACAUACAUACAUAUUCACACUUUUACAACCAAUGCCAGGAGCUUGGAACUCCUUGGAGUGGAGCCACAUGAUUGUUUUCUGUGAACCUACAGUAAAAAGUCACAACAGACCAUGCAUUCAAAAAGUACAUGUUAGGUUUUUGUAUGAACGACUUUUUUUGUCCUGGCUGUGUGAUGUUGUUACCAGCAUCAUGUGAAGCGAAAUACCAUGGCGGAUAAAGGAAUCACAAAUUAAUCUAACAUGCAUUUCUUUGGUCUGUGGGAGGAACCUGGAGUACCCGGAGAGAACCCAUGCAAACACGGCAUGGGAAGAUCAUGGGAAUAGACAAACCCAAGCCAGAUGGUGGAUUUAAACCAAGGACCUUCCCAAUUCAUUAUUUGGGAUGAAAUAUCCCUGUAAUCUAAGACAGACUGACAGGCAUUGAUUCCUUUUAUGAAACCUAGUUUAAUUCUUUUAUUUUGAGCCAGAUAUUAAACACGAAUCUUAAAUAAAUUUGUGAUAUCAAACCACGUUUCUAUGUACUUGAAAGACUCUCCAUAAAUAAAAUGGGUGUUAAUUAAAGUUUCCAUUGCAGGCUUUUCAGGGUCACAGAGGUGAAGGCUGCCAUGUACCUUUUCUUUUUCUGCAUUUAAAGUUUAUUGUUAAGUAGUAUUAAUAGGAAUAUAAAAAAUAUCUUUGAUGCGGCCAUGCAGGAGUUUUUCACAUAUAGACACUUGACAUACCUGCUACCUUUAUCAUUGUGUAAAUCCUCCUUGCUGUGUUUAUGAUCCAGACAUGCAGUUUGCAUUUUCUACCUGGUUCUGCGUGCACUGGACACAGUGGAGGAUGACAUGACCAUUCCUCUGGACAAGAAGGUUCCCAUGCUCAAUGACUUCCACACCUUCCUGUACCAGGAUGAGUGGUGCUUCACGGAGAGCCAGGAGAAAGAUCGUCAGGUCCUGGAAGACUUCCCAACGAUAUCGCUGGAAUUCAGAAACCUCGCUCAGGAAUACAGAGACGUCAUCUCGGAUAUCUGCCACCGUAUGGGAGUGGGAAUGGCUGAAUUCCUGGAGAAGAAAGUGGGAUCUAUGAAGGAGUGGGACCAGUAUUGUCACUAUGUUGCCGGUCUAGUCGGCAUUGGCCUGUCCCGGCUGUUCUCUGCGUCUCAGCUGGAGGACCCUGAAGUUGGGCGGGACACUGAACUUGCGAACUCCAUGGGCCUGUUUCUCCAAAAGACUAACAUCAUCCGAGACUAUCUAGAGGACACACAAGAGGGACGUGCCUUCUGGCCACAAGAGGCUUGGAGCCAGUUUGCAGGCCGUCUUGAGGAUUUGGCCCAGCCUGAGAAGCUGGAGUCGGCGCUGUCCUGUCUCAACCUGCUGGUCACUGAUGCUCUGCGUCACGUCCCGGAUGUUAUUGCCUACCUGUCCCGCCUGCGCAACCAGAGCGUCUUUAAUUUCUGUGCCAUUCCACAGGUGAUGGCAAUAGCUACACUGUCAACGUGCUACAACAACCCCAUGGUGUUUCAGGGAGUGGUGAAGAUCCGAAAAGGGCAGGCAGUCACUCUCAUGAUGGAAGCCACCAAUAUGAGUGCUGUGCAGACAAUUAUCUCCCAGUACAGCCAGGAGAUAUUACACAAGGUGUCCCUCACCGACCCGUCUCGGGAAAAGACGCUCCACAUCCUGGCUGUAAUCCGUGAAAAGUCCGCCCUGUCGCAGUCCAGCCUCCGCUCCAGGACCCACCACCUGUCGCCCAUGUACCUUUCUGCUGCUAUGGUGCUCGCUGCCCUCAGCUGGCAGUACCUUAGCACUACAGCGGCACAGGCCCAAGGCACCAGUGACAUGCAGAGACCUUGAACUAAUUUAACCCCCACCUUUCCUGAGCCUCUAUACUAAAGAAGCCCCUGUGCCCCCUCUGAAGGUCUGGUUCUAGAGGAAUUUACAGAUUCACUGUGGCUGUUACAGGAUGAUGGACACUCUAAAGUAUGGCUCUGUUAGCAGGCUGGUGUCAUUAAAUGAUUUGAUCUGUAGCAGUCCAUCCUGUGUCUAGAUGAAUUACAUACACACAUUGGUGUGUGUGGGUAUAUUUGCCAUAAAUGGUACACUUCCACAGUUCAGGGUGUGUUGUUUGUUUUUUUGUUUUUGUUUUUGUUUUUGUUUUUUUUUUUGUGGGGGGUUACCAACAACCACCACCACUUGUUCAAUCUUCUUUUUUUCUUUCUUUUCUCAUAUCACAUCAAACCUAGCUCCAUAUUCCAUUUAUGUUUCUCUAGCAGAGACACUAAAAAGUUACAUUGGUGCGCUCUGCAGCGUUUCUGCUGUAUGUUCGACGGCUUCCAAUCACAGUAGAACCUUUUCGGUCCUUUUCUGUGUGUUAAUCUGUUUCAUCGUUGUUGUUUUUUUUUUUUUUUUUUUUUUAAAUUAAGGAAAAACAAUUAUGUGCAAUAUCAGGGUAGAUUUUAUUACAGAUGAAAAGGGGAAAAUGGAUGUAUUUUCAGGUCCUUUUUAGCAUCAGCAAAAGAGGGAAGAAAAAGGCAUACUGAGACUGCUAGCUAAGUGUCCUUAACACUGCUUUGGUGCGUUGAAAGGCUAGCACAGAGUAACUUUGUACAGAACCAAAGGAGAGCUAAAAACAUUGCUAUGUAAUGUGACAUUUUUGAUUUGUACAUAUUUGAAGAAAUAAAUAACAAUUAAUCCAG